Molecule: messenger RNA, 669 nt
Organism: Entamoeba invadens IP1
Lineage: Eukaryota; Evosea; Mastigamoebida; Endamoebidae
Exons: 1
Coding region: 1-669 (222 amino acids)
Source: RefSeq, a predicted model, not a curated record
AUGUUCAAAAAUAGCGCUUUCCCCAACUUCCAUCGUUAUAUAAAAAGAACUCAGACUGUGGAAAGUCAGAUCACACGCAUUCAAAUGUCCACCCAGAACACUCUGAAACGCGACAAUGAGUUCAAAGACAUGUUAUGUUACCAACAAGCUGUUGUCUUGGCUCUCUUAAACAGAUAUUGCUCCUUUGAGAUAGAACGACCUGGCAAAGAGUCGACCAUCACGUGUACCUUACCAAAAGUGACCAAAAUAAAAUUUGGUGAGUACUCGGUCGAUAUUAGAAAGAAAGCAGAAGACUUAACACUGAAACUGACGUCUGACACGGAGAAGAAGAAACUGAAGGAGAAAACAGUCAAACGGAGGACGGCGAAGAGUGCAAGUGCUUAUGUGAACAACUAUAUGAUCGACGUCUUAAGCGAGUUGGGCUUCUUCUUCAACACAAAAUUGUCGAAGAAGUCGUCGAAGUCGUUUCGCCUCGAACGCGUCUCUGAGAUAUUUUAUAACGGUGUCUUGGUGUUCGACAGAAAUCAAAUACAACACAUGGGAAGGGAAAUUAACACCUUUUUCAAUGAAAUACUGAAAACAUCCAAAACAGCAAGUUUCUUCAAAAACGACUUUACAUUAACACAAAAACUUGGGAGAACGUUUAUAGCUCAGUGCCUACCUUUGUAA